AUGCGUCAUCCCACCAUCGCUUCUUUGCCGACCUGGUGCAGCCGCUGGGUGGGCUAUCGCGAUGACCCUGUCAAGCCUCCGCCGAAAUAUCUGGUCUAUUUCUGGUCUUUUGUGGGCGCUUUCUGUGGUCUUUCUGUCUUGACGGCACUUUUCAGCUAUAGCGAGUAUUUUCUCAGUCGCGGGGUGCCCAUUAUUGUCGCUUCUUAUAUGGCCAGNGGAGCAUCAGCAGUGCUCGUUUUCGGAGCAAUAGAAAGCCCACUAGCUCAACCACGCGCCCUCAUCUUCGGCCACUUCAUCAGCGCCUUAAUCGGCACCUGCGUCACCAAACUCUUUGAAUUCCUCCCCUCCUCACGCUUCCACGAGUUACGCUGGCUAGCUGCUUCUUUAUCUUCUGCAAUCGCUGUGGUAGCCAUGGAAAUCACCGAAACCACUCAUCCGCCUGCUGGCGCGACUGCGUUGUUGCCAGCCACCAAUGAAGAGAUCAGAGCGCUUUCUUGGUAUUUUUUGCCGAUUGUGUUGUUGUCUUCUGUGGUGCUUAUGGUUGUUGGGCUGCUUAAUAAUAAUAUCCAACGGAGGUAUCCGAUUUUUUGGGUUGCGCCGGUGAAGCCGCGACCUGCGAUUCCAACCACCAAAUAG
This is a messenger RNA of Aureobasidium musti, 636 nucleotides long. The record is from the annotation of a GenBank genome assembly. Lineage: Eukaryota; Fungi; Ascomycota; Dothideomycetes; Dothideales; Saccotheciaceae.